Penicillium roqueforti is the source of this 2823-nucleotide messenger RNA. RefSeq lists its product as uncharacterized. Gene Ontology annotation, molecular function: triacylglycerol lipase activity. NCBI's taxonomy places the organism in Eukaryota, Fungi, Ascomycota, Eurotiomycetes, Eurotiales, Aspergillaceae. The record is from RefSeq and is a predicted model, not a curated record. The coding region runs from base 1 to 2823 and encodes 940 amino acids. The transcript has a single exon.
AUGGUCUCAAUUUCCGCCGACCAACCGGCGUCGGAAAGCGCUGCGACGGCCGCCCCAACAAACUCGCACCAACAGGCAUUGUACUCCUCGGAGACGGCAUCCUCGAAUCUGCUCGGGUCAGACUCUCCCUCCCAAUAUUCGUCCUUCUCCAGCUCCGAUAGCGACGAACCACUGAGCGACGAACCCAUCCCGCACUCGACCGAGGUCACCGAUGAAGAUGCCGCCGGCGACGUGGUGGGGGUUAGCAUCGGACGCGAGCAGAGCCGCAUGAAGGCCCGAGCAACCCCCGUGGAAGAGAAGAAUCGCGUGCUGGAACACCAGGGAUCAUAUUUUUCGACUAUACCGGAUACUAUAGGCGAGGAUGGUCUGUUUGCGUCGGAACUCACGGCCGAGCCUGAAACGGUGGAGCCCAAGGUUGAAAAAGCACCAGCACCAAAACCAAAACGAGCACCAACAUCGGCACCAAGACCAGCAACGGGCGGGGAGAGGCGCGAACAUAAACCUAGGCCGUCAUACUCCUCCGCACAGUAUGAUGAGCCUGAACCAGGCAAGCUUGCGCAUGGCCCUCGCAGCGAUCUAUUUGCCUCGGCUCAUGAGAAAACCGGGUCGAAAGAUGCAGCCGGGAGCCAGCGGUCUGGUUUUGUCGGGGCCUUGUUGAAGAAUUCAUUACCUCGCCGGCCACGUGCCUGGUCCAACGAGUUGAAGAAAUUCCUACCUGACCUGACCUCUUUGAGGAAACGGCCUUCUCUCGCGUUCCGUGCCCACAAUGGCCAAAAUCGAAUUCGCAGCCAGACGGUAGCCCCUGCAGCUAAAAAACCCUUGAGCCAGCCGAAAAGAACAUCAUCGCUGGUCCUGCACCCGCAACGGUCACCUCUUGCACCGAGCGGUUCAAGCAUCGAGGAUGAAGGAGAAGCCGCUCAGUCGAUACCUGAGCUGCGCUCGCCAGAUGGGACCUCGGCCGCGAAACAUUCCUUUACACGGCGGCCUAGUUCAGUCAUGCCCGGUCGACCGCCAAGUUUGCGGAGGUCCUCGUCGGAUCAAUCGCUGUAUCUGCGUGCGUCUUCCACGGCAUCGUCCCUUGAACAGCGACCAUUAUACGAGAAUGUACAUUCUCAGGUAAAUAGCCGGUUCAAGGCAAUCAAAGAUAGUUUCCAAGACUCGAGUAAUAGGCUGCUCAGCAUGCCGAAUCUCCAUCUGCAGGAUAUCCGCAAUGAGUGGGGUCAAUUCCUGCCAGAGCUUGGAAACGGUAACAACAACGGUGCUAGUAGUACUUCCAAAGAGGAACAAUCACCGCGGGCUGAAAGCCCACCGCCAACUCCGCGGCAUAAUCCUAACUCAUCACAUCCAGUCUUGGAAGAAGCAAUGGAAGAGCUCACGGGCGAUGUUGUGAUCCUAGGAGGUUACCGGGGAUCAAUUUUGCGGUCUGCUAAGCCACCCCAUCGUCAACUUUGGGUGCCGAUGAAGGUUGGUCUGAAUCUGCGCAAAGUGGACUUGGAGGUCGGCCUGAAACCGGAGGACGAGGAACACAUGGAGGAGACCAUCAUUCCAUCCGGGGUUCUGUCCCACGUGGGCCCGGUGGACGUCUGUCGACGAUUGAUGAAGCGGUUACGCAGGAGCGAGAAUGCCCAGCGUGGUGAAAUGCGCGUCCACGAUUAUGGAUAUGACUGGCGUCUAAGCCCCGAGCUGCUCUCGCGCAGGCUCAUCGCCUUCCUAGAGAGCCUGCCAUGCAAUCAGGAGCCUUCGCCGGGGGAGCCCCGACGCGGCGCUAUCGUCAUCGCGCACAGCCUAGGCGGUCUCAUCACCCGACACGCGGUCAACGAGCGACCAGAUCUCUUCGCCGGAGUCGUAUACGCAGGCGUACCACAGCACUGCGUGAACAUCCUCGGACCACUCCGCAAUGGCGACGACGUCCUCAUCAGCUCCCGCGUGCUAACAGCCCAAGUAAACUUCACCUUCCGCACAAGUUUCGCCCUCCUCCCCGAAGACGGGCACUGUUUCAUCGACAAACAAAGCAAAAAGGAAUUCCGCAUCGACUUCUUCAACGCUCAAACCUGGGAAGAUUACCGUCUCUCUCCUUGCAUGGCUCCAGCUCUCCCCGUACCCCCAACACCCACCACCCUCGGCUUCAAAGACAUCCCCAUAAUCGGCAAGCGCUUCUCCAUGGGUCCUCGCGAUGACUCCGACGAAUCCAUCACCCAAGACCCACACCAUGUCACACAAGACGGACACCACUCUACUGCCGCAGUAGAUAAAGACGUCUCCGCCCGUAACAACAACUCACCACACAGCGCGGCCGCAUACGCCGCAUACGCAUCUGAAAAAGCCCACGACCCAGCCGACGGCUUAGUCGGACCAGGCGCACACCCGCGCAGCAGCACCACCACAACCUCCAAAAUCGCCACGACGUGCACCAUCCCGCACGCCGCCGCGAGGGAGUACCUAGAGCGCACGCUGGCAGAGACAAAGCGGUUCAAGGAGAACCUGGCGUUCCGGCCGACACUCCACUCGGAGAACAGGUACCCGCCUGCCGCUGUGCUGUACGGCAAGACGCUGCCGACUGUGUACGGAGCGCGAGUCGUGUCGCGUGAGACUAUCAAGCAGGUCGAUGCGUACGAUGAUCUUGCGUUUGCGGCUGGUGAUGGUGUUUGUCUUGCUUCGGCUGCUAUGUUGCCGCCUGGAUAUAGGAUUAUUAAAGAUGGUCUGGUGAAGAGUGAACGGGGCCAUGUUGGAUUACUUGGUGAUCUUGAGGGCGUUGGGCAGUGUCUCAAGGCUAUUCAUCGGGGUAGGAAGGAGGGAGUUGGAUUGGGGGAGAAGAACAUAUAA